AUGGAUAACGCGGAUUUGACGGAUAGCGCGGAUUUGAUGGAUAACGCGGAUUUGGAAAAUUUAAUUGAUGAUUUAGUAUUUAAUCAAAAUUUUCUUGAUUAUUAUGAUUUAAAAGCAUAUCUCCAAAAAUAUGAUAACAAUAUAACGGGUGAUGAUAUGGGUUAUUAUUAUUAUUAUUAUAAAAAUAAAGUUUUGAAAUAUCAUGAUAGAAUAAUUUCUAAAAUUAAAGACAAAAUUAAAAAUAAUGAAUAUAAAAAGGGAAAAACUAAACCACAACUUAAACAGUUGAAAGAUUUCAAAAAUAAAGUAUUAACAGAAGAAGAUAUUGAUGAAUUAUAUAAUUUAUAUAAUCCUGAGUCACAAAAGCCAAAAGAGAAAAAGCCGAAAACAACACCAAAAGAGAAAAAGCCGAAAACAACACCAAAAGAGAAAGUAGCAAAUGUUCAACAGCCAAAGGAACAAAACACCCAGGUCCUUCAGACCAUAAAUGAAGCACAAGCUUUAAUUUAUGAUUCAUUAGUUAAACCAUAUUCAGCCCGACUUUUAAAUGAAGAUCAACUUUUGGAAUUCAUCCUUCAACAUAAACUCGAAGCGGGAAAGUAUAUCAAACCUUUAUAUACAGCAUAUUUAAAACAAAUGAACAGAAUACAUCCAGAAUUAAUGAAAGUGGGUGUCAAAUCCAAAACUUCAUCAUCCAAAAUCAAAGCAGAUAAAAUUAAACCAGUUACAACACCAAAACCUCUAACGACAGUACCUGCAACACCAAAACCGCCUCCUCCUUCAGUUAAUCCUUCAUCAUUCACUUUAUUAUAUCCAUUUCAAACAUUAAAGAAGCAAAAAGAUUUUAAAAAGGAUUUCAAGAUAUUAAAUAAACCAAUUGACCCAAAAAUUCAACCGUUAAAGAAAAAAUUCAGUCGCCCUUCAUUUGCACCAUAUCCAUAUUCAUACGAAAUCGAUCAUCUGGAAUAUUCAAAAGGAAACGUUACUUAUUUAUUCGCCAUUAACAUUAACACCAGAUAUUUAUAUUGCAUUCCGGUGAAAGGGAAAACAGAACAGGAAACAAGAAGAGCUAUUCAAUACUUACUAGAUCAUGAAAGAGUGGAUAAUAUAAGGGGUGAUGGUGAUAAAGGAUUUCAGGCAGCUAUGACUCAUUAUUUCCCACAAAUUAAUUUUUACUUCUCAUCUUCUCCAUAUACGUUUCAUAAUAAAAUAGUUGAUGUGGUAAUGAGAACUCUUAGAGAUGCGUUAGGGGUUAACGGUCAGAUAUACUGGGAUGGAAAUCAUGACUCCAUCAUACAGCAGUUAGUAUAUUAUUACAAUAAUACAUGGCAUAGAACUAUUAACAUGAAACCGGUGGAAAUGAAAAAUGAUAUUUCAAAAGAAUGGGAAUAUAUUAGAAAGCAAAUGGAAAGGUUAAAUGAUGUUAAACGUGAACAAAUUAAUUCGGGGCUCAUGAAUUUUAAACAAGGGGAUAAAGUUUUGAUUCAUCUCGAUUAUGGAAAAACUGAUAAAUUAAUGACAAAAAGAAGACGAAGAUUUGACACAAUAGCUGAAUUUGUUAGAUAUAUUAACGGCAAUGCAUUAGUUGAAGUUGACAAUAAAUUAAUAGAAAUUCCGAUUUAUUUUAUUACUCCAUUAUAUUUAAAUAAUAUUUAA
This is a messenger RNA of Trichomonas vaginalis G3, 1656 nucleotides long. RefSeq names its product integrase core domain containing protein family. The record is from RefSeq and is a predicted model, not a curated record. Lineage: Eukaryota; Parabasalia; Trichomonadida; Trichomonadidae. The transcript has a single exon. Gene Ontology annotation, molecular function: nucleic acid binding. Bases 1 to 1656 code for a protein of 551 amino acids. Gene Ontology annotation, biological process: DNA integration.